CAGGCGCUGGACAUUAUUUCAGACAUGAAGGAUUUUCCUCACAAUUUCACGUUUGUCCACAAAUACGUUUCCAAUCAAUUUUAGUGGGAGAUGGAGUUCAUCCAUCAUUUUUAGGGGCCGGUUGAGACGAUCUGUUAUCAGGUGGCACUGAUGGAUGUGCAACAUCCUAAAUAACCUAACCCCAUCUUUUCCACACCUACUAUAAUCCUAUGGUGCCAUUAUCGCUUGAUCUUACUGUAUAUAGAACACCAAUAACAAUAACCUGUGCUGCCGCCUGAUUACCUACAUGUAGCACGCAUUCCUAUUGGCAGGAAAUGAACUUCUAUGCAUAUAUAGGAAGCUUCUAUCUGUUAGACUGCAGUAUAGCUUGCUUUAUUUUGCAGUUUAAUAAAUACUAUAGGCCUACAUGUAUACAAUGACUUCCUUGGAAGUUCUUGUUACAGUUAACGAACAGCAAAGGGGUGUUCAGUUCAUUGAGGGCCAGAAAAACUUGCUUGCGGAAAUCAAGAAAGAGUUUGCUGACAUCAUACAAGGUAGUGAGAUUUCUCUUCUUCAGAUCUUCAGUACUCAAACGGGGGAAUAUUUGGACCUGAACCCUGGUGUGAAUGUGUGCAGCAUGUCUAGAAUCAAAGUCAUAUUGAAGAAGCCCACUCAGUCCAGUGAAACUCCAGCAAAGACGAAUAUUGCUACAGCAAAGAAUCCUCUUACUAAAAAAAAAUUGAGGGUAGUGAUCUGUACCCCUGCUCCUGACACAAGUGCGGAUGAUGAAGAGUCUGAUGAAGACGAUACCCGCAUUGCAGGUGCAGCUGGGGCUUUUCUCACAAAGAACAAAAUCUGGAAAGGUCAUGAAGUGCUUAAAGUGUAUUUCUUCAAUUCGAGGCUGUUGGAUGACUGGAAGUGCAUAGGUGAGACUAUGAGUGUUAACACUAUUCUAGCAUGGGCCAACGGUGCGUGGAGGUCUCCUUUGUAUGACGACAUCCCAAAAUUUGUGCUGACAGAAUUUCCUCAAACGGCUAAUAUACGUGUCAAGUUAUCAGAUUCAGGAGGAUGUUGGUCCAUGAUUGGUACAGAUGCUCAGACAGUUAGGGAUUUGAUGAAGCCAACUAUGAUGCUCUCUCUGUGUGGUUACUGCCACUCACUUCAAGAGAGUUUGGUCAUCCAUGAAUUUGGACAUGCUCUGGGGCUAGAACAUGAACAUCAGCGCUCCGACUUCUGGGAUGUUCUUGAAAAGCACUUUGAUCUUGACAAGAUGAAGAAUGAUUCUCGUGUGAGUCAGGACUCAAAGAUGAAUAAAAAUAGGGCAGGUUUUGGAGUGGACUGGUUCAAGAAGAAAGUGGGCAACACCGAGAGUGAAGUGGUCAUAUCAAACUAUGACCACAAAAGUAUUAUGCACUACUGGUUUGAUAUCAAAUGGCUCAAGGAUAAGCGUCUUCAUAAGCCAGAGAACAUCGAUCGAGAUACAUCCCUUUCCAGCAAAGAAAAAUUUUAUUUGAAUGGAUUACACAAACGAUGCCUCGAGGAUCAGCUGACUAAAGGGCCAUCCAAAACAGACAUUAGGGAAGUAGUAAGAGCGUAUGGAGGACAGCAAAUAGUUGAUGAGAUUGACACUCUAGAAGGUCAACGUGGAAAGUUUCGUGAAAAGAGCCUCAGUGUUUAUCGGAAUGCGCAGUAUCUUCGGCAGUCUACUGAUAGUUCUUAUCUCGAUGCACGUCCUGCAACCACAUCUGAUCAUAUCAUGGAGGAAGAUCGAGUCACUGAAUUCUCUAAGUCUAUGUCAAGCAUUGAAUUGAAGGAAUGGUUAUCCUGUAGAGGACUAUGUCAGACAGAUUGUGACAGGUUUUUGGCGGAAGGAUUCACUGGUGCAUCUUUUGUCCUCUUGUCUGAAACUGAUUGUAGGCACCUGGGAGUUGGUAUGGCUGGGAGAUUGCUAGUGAAAUUUCUGCUCUCACAGAUACUUGGUGAAUCUCGUAAUACUAAGAAACCUCCUUCUAAUGGUGCACAUGUACAUAAGGUGUUAGAGAAGAAAUGGGCUUCAUCAACGUAUCAAACAGAACUUCAGGAGGCUGCUCAAAACCCUGAAUUCGACCCAAAAUUGGCAGUAAAGUGCCCUAAAGAUAUGGAUCGGAACAGCUGGAUAGCUGUGAAUGUGGUCACUUUUUCACACCGAGUCUUAGCAGUCUUUAAAUCAGUUUGCAGGGAUUGCACAUGCCCAACAAUGUCUGGAUGGCAUAAAGAUGAGUACUUAUGGACAGAUACCCAGUGGACACAAUCAGUAUCUCUCCCAGCAAAAGAAUACGUUGCCAGAUUAAUGGGUUGGAUUAAGUGGCAGACAGAAGAUCGACGUGUAUUCCCUGUUGAGCAAAGGAAAACAUUUCCUCCACCCUUUUCUUCUGCUUGUAAGACAAUUCUGUGCUACCUGUAUCGAGUUCUUGUCCAUGCUGCUACUCACCAUCUUGAUAAUUCCACAGAGUCUGAAACAAAAAACGACUUCACUUUGUGCCACAAGCAUUUCUAUUUUUUUGUGAAUGAGUUCAAUCUAAUUGAUUCAGUGGAGUUUCGGCCAUUGCAAAUUUUGUUGAAAGCUGCGACUCAACGUCAGACUCAACUCGAUCACUGAUUUGUCCAUGCAGAUCUUGAUUGACUGUUAAUGUUAUAAUUAUAGCUAGAUUUUAAGUACAGUUUUGUAUACUAAUUUUCAGGCUAGCUAUAAACUCUACCUGCUAAUUAAACAUUACACUCAUGAUCAGCUCAACAAAAAUUAAUAUUAAUUGACUGUUAAUGUUAGCUAGAUUUGAGUAAAAUUUAUACCUAUUCUAUACGUAGUAUACUAAUUUUCAGGCUAGCUAUAAUUAUAUCAACCUA
Messenger RNA from Halichondria panicea, 2862 nucleotides. RefSeq lists its product as uncharacterized. Bases 407 to 2617 code for a protein of 736 amino acids. The record is from RefSeq and is a predicted model, not a curated record. Gene Ontology annotation, molecular function: zinc ion binding; metalloendopeptidase activity. Gene Ontology annotation, biological process: proteolysis. NCBI's taxonomy places the organism in Eukaryota, Metazoa, Porifera, Demospongiae, Suberitida, Halichondriidae. The transcript has 16 exons. Gene Ontology annotation, cellular component: cytoplasm.